UUUAUUUCUUCACUUCCACCGACUCAUUCACUCUCUUCCUUCUUCUCACUAUCUUUUUCUUUCUUCAUCAAUGGAAGAUGGAGGAGAUUGGGUUCUGGUGCGCCGCCCCUCACAGAAAGACUUUUGGAACCCAAGUUUAUCAAAUGCUGAUGAUGAUGAAGCUUCAAGACCCUUGAAGGUUACUUUUUCUAAGCCUGCUGUGCACUUUACUGAUGCUAUACCUAUUGGUAAUGGUAGUCUUGGUGCCAUGGUUUGGGGUGGUGUUCAAUCUGAAGUUCUUCAACUCAAUGAGGACACACUAUGGACUGGGAUACCUGCAGACUACACCGACAAAAAUGCUCCUGAAACUCUGGCUGUAGUCCGAAAACUUGUUGAUGAAAGAAAAUAUGCAGAAGCUACAACAGAAGCUGUCAAAUUGUCAGGAACUCCUAGUGAUGUAUACCAACUUCUUGGUGAUAUUAAAUUAGAAUUCGAUGAUUCUCAUCGUAAAUAUUCGGAAGCAUCUUAUUAUAGGGAGCUUGAUUUGGAUAAUGCAACAGCAAAGAUAAAAUACAAUGUGGGUGAUGUAGAAUUUACCAGAGAACAUUUUGCUUCUAAUCCAGACCAAGUGCUAGUGGCAAGGUUUUCCACAAGCAAGUCGGGGUCAUUAUCAUUUACAGUGUCUUUGGAUAGCCAAAUACCUUACAAUUCGCGGGUAAGUGGCGAACAUCAGAUAAUAAUGGAAGGAAAUUGUCGUCGCAAAAGGGUCCCACCACAGAUGAAUUCAAGCGACGAACCAAAGGGAAUUCAGUUUUGUGCAGUUCUUGAUAUGCAGAUUAGUAAUGACAAAGGGGUUAUACAUGUUUUGGAUGAUAAGAAGCUUAGUGUUGAAGGUGCAGAUUGGGCUAUUUUGCUUCUAACAGCUGCCUCAUCUUUUGAUGGUCCAUUUACUAAGCCUGAAGACUCUAAGAAGGAUCCUGCUUCUGAGUCCUUGAGUAAAAUGAAGUCUGUGAAAAGCUUUUCAUAUGAUGAAAUUUAUGCACGUCACAUGGAUGACUAUCAGAAUCUAUUUCAUCGGGUCUCAUUGCAACUCUCUAAAAGUUCCAAGCCUGUUUUAGGAAAACCUAACAUCACUCCAUUGGGAGGUGAUGAGACUGUUCCAACUUCAUCAAGAAUCAAAUCAUUUCAAGAUGAUGAAGACCCUUCCUUUGUGGAGCUUUUGUUUCAAUACGGUCGAUAUCUACUAAUAUCUUGUUCGCGUCCUGGAACUCAGGUGGCAAACCUACAGGGUAUAUGGAACGACAAACUUGAUCCUGCAUGGGAUGGGGCUCAGCACUUGAACAUAAAUCUUCAAAUGAACUAUUGGCCGUCCCUUUCUUGCAAUCUACGCGAGUGUCAAGAGCCACUAUUUGAUUACAUUUCCGCCAUGCAAAUCAAUGGUAGUAAAACUGCAAAGGUGAACUAUGAAGCAAAUGGUUGGGUUGCACAUCAAAUUUCUGACUUAUGGGUUAAAACAUCCCCAGAUCGAGGUGAGGCUGUUUGGGCGUUAUGGCCAAUGGGUGGAGCUUGGCUUUGCACCCAUCUAUGGGAGCAUUACGCUUAUACAAUGGACAAGGAAUUUCUAAAAAAUAAAGCAUAUCCUUUGUUGGAAGGAAGUACAUUAUUUUUGUUGGAUUGGUUGAUUGAAGGCCCUGGUGGAUUAUUGGAAACUAAUCCAUCAACUUCACCAGAGCACAUGUUCAUUGCACCAGAUCAACAGCGUGCUAGUGUGAGCUACUCAACAACCAUGGACAUUUCAAUCAUAAAAGAAGUUUUCUCUAUAAUCAUUUCUGCUGCUGAGGUCCUGGGAAGACAUGAUGAUGCUAUUAUCAAAAGAGUAACUGAGUCUCUGUCUAAGCUUCCACCUACAAAAAUUGCUAGGGAUGGGUCCAUUAUGGAAUGGGCUGAAGAUUUCCAGGACCCAGAAGUAACUCAUCGGCAUGUUUCUCAUCUGUUUGGCUUGUUUCCAGGGCACACAAUAAGUCUUGAGAAAACUCCAGAUCUCUGUAAAGCUGUGGAUAAUAGUCUUAUCAAAAGAGGAGACGAAGGUCCUGGGUGGUCAACAACUUGGAAAGCUUCAUUGUGGGCUCAUCUUCACAACAGUGAGCAUGCAUAUCGCAUGAUAAAACACUUGAUCGUCUUGGUAGACCCUGCUCAUGAAGAAGGCGUCGAAGGAGGACUUUACAGUAACAUGUUCACAACACAUCCUCCAUUCCAAAUUGAUGCAAACUUUGGUUUUUCAACUGCAAUUGCAGAAAUGCUUGUUCAAAGCACAACGAAGGACCUUUACUUACUUCCCGCGUUGCCUCGGGAUAAAUGGGCGAAUGGCUGUGUCAAAGGAUUAAAAGCACGUGGCGGGGUGACGGUCAACAUAUGUUGGAAAGAAGGAGAUUUGCAUGAAGUUGGGCUUUGGUCACAAAACCAUAAUUCCAGAAUGAGACUACAUUAUAGAGGGAACAUGGUUGUGGCAAAUUUAUCACCAGGGAGAGUUUACUCAUAUAAUAAUGGGUUGAAGUGUGUGAAGACAUACUCCCUUAGCGAAGUGAUUCCUUAAUUUUCUUUUUGCCUUCCAAUUUUCCAAUAAAAUCUUAAAGAAGAUGCAAUACUUUUUACAAUUUGGUAUUGGAUGUAGUUUGAUGGAUCAUGAUAUAUUUCUUGUUUCUAUGAUUAUUCUACAUGAGUCAUCUAGUCUCGGAUGAUAUAAUUUAAUGGAGAAGCAUUUUGUUAAUGCA
Molecule: messenger RNA, 2750 nt
Organism: Cicer arietinum (chickpea)
Lineage: Eukaryota; Viridiplantae; Streptophyta; Magnoliopsida; Fabales; Fabaceae
Product: alpha-L-fucosidase 2
Biological process (GO): carbohydrate metabolic process
Molecular function (GO): alpha-L-fucosidase activity
Source: RefSeq, a predicted model, not a curated record